AUGUGUUGCCGGCGCUGCAGCUGGCGAAGCGCUUGCACAGCCCGCGCGUGCGGCAGGGCCGCGACCGUGCCACGCCUAAGGACCACGAGCCCGAGGACACCCUGCGCCUCACGCACGAGCGGGUCAGUUGAGUGUGUUGGAGGCGCUGCAGCUGGCGGAAGCGCUGGCGCGCAGCCCGCGCGUGCGGCAGAACCGCGACCGCGCCACGCCCAAGCACCACGAGCCCGAGGACAUCCUGCGCCUCACGCACGAGCAGGUCAGUUGAGUGUGUUGCCGGCGCUGCAGCUGACGAAGCGCUGGUGCACAGCCCGCGCGUGCGGCAGGGCCGCGACCGCGCCACGCCCAACCACCACGAGCCCGAGGACACCCUGCGCCUCACACACGAGCAGGUCAGUUGAGUGUGUUGCCGGCGCUGCAGCUGGCGAAGCGCAGGUGCACAGCCCGCGCGUGCGGCAGGGCCGCGACCGCGCCACGCCCAAGCACCACAAGCCCGAGGACACCCUGCGCCUCACACACGAGCAGCUGGAGGUGUUGAUCGGGUACGUGGGUGCGGAGUGUGCUGCGGCGAAUAGUGCAGAGGAGGCGCGUCGCUGCGCUGAGGCGCGGUUACCGCUGCUGCUGCGCUGCUGCAGCACUCCGCACGCGCUGCUGGCUGCAGCGCUGUCAGCGCACCCGUUGUUGCUUCUGCUGCUCUACAUGAAGGUGCCGAAGGUGGCGCAGCUGGUGCGCGAGUGCGAGCAGCGCGGGUGCAGCAGCGCAGCGCUGCGGGCGCUGCAGCAGCCAGACGCAGCGCUGGCGCGAGCUGCACGCGCCUCCACCAGCGCCACGGACCGCGUGUCGCACGCGCUGCUCACCGCGCUCGCCGCUACGCACGCACACUCUAAAGACAUGACCCAGAGGGCGUGGCGGCUGGAGGCGCUGGCGCGCGCGGUGUGGGCGCGCGUGUCGGGGGCUGGUGCACGCGCGCUGGCCCUGUGCGGCGCGUUGCUACGCGGCCUGCGCGCUGAGCACGCGCGCGCGCCGCCGCACGCGCACCUGCUGGCCGCGCUCGAGGUGCUACCCGACGACCAGCUGCUCGCAGACCACGCCGUGGAGGAGUUGCACGAGAUCCUGGACUGCUUCCUGCAGAUCAUCAGGCAGGGUGGUGGUGGUGGUGCGCGCGGGGCGGACGGCGGCGCGGUGGCACAACGUGUAGGCGCGCUGCUGCGGCGCUACGCGGCCGCGCGCCCGCAGCGAGCCGCACCGCUGCUGCACAAGCACAGGGACACCAUCGCGGCGUCGGCUGCACUGGCGAGUGCGUGCGCGGGUGCGAGUGGCGGCGGGGGCGGGGGGGAGGCGAGCAGUGCGCCGGCGCACGCGCUGCUGGCGCUGCAGCGCCGCACCGCCUCGCCUGAUGAGCUCGCCUGCCACCUGCAGGAGGUUGAGUCGUGGGGAGUGCGCCUGGGCGGGGGGUGGGGCGGGCGCGAGUGUGCGGCGUCACUACUGCGCGCGGUCGCGCCUUUCGCCGCCGCGCCGCACGCUCCACUGCGCGCCGCUGCGCUCUCGCUGCUAGCGCGCCUGUUGCCCGCCGCGCCCGACGUCGAACCCGGUCUCCAAGCUAUCAUGGAAUGCCUGGACUCGAAUCAGCCGGAAGUUGCGCAAUCCGCAUUGGAUAAGAUGGCGGAGCUAAUCGUAGGCAUUCAAGAACACGCUGGCCGUAUACUGGCGCGCGUAUUCGAGCUGGGAAUGAAGUCGCGGCUGCCGACGGAGGUCUGCAUCGCGCGCUGCGUGGCAGCCAUCAACCUGCAACGGGGUUGCUGA
Messenger RNA from Parnassius apollo (apollo), 1800 nucleotides. The record is from the annotation of a GenBank genome assembly. NCBI's taxonomy places the organism in Eukaryota, Metazoa, Arthropoda, Insecta, Lepidoptera, Papilionidae.